CAUGGUCUUGGCCAUGCGACGUGUUCUUCUGGUGUUUUCUGCGUGGUCGCCUCCAGCUCCUCCUUCAGGUACUCUCCUUGUUUUCGUGCUUGAGCACCAACCUUUGCCCAAUGGUUGGUGGUGCUGUUGAAGAGGCCCGUGGCGAAUCAUUGGAGAGCUCUUGUUGUUAGUUGGGCAGGGCUGGAAAGCAGGUGCCUUUUGAAAGGGGCCUGAAAAAAUGCGUCGCAGCUUUUCCAUUCAGUGAGUCAGGAGAUUGGGAGGCACUCUUCAGUCGUAACUCGGACGUGAACGUGAAAAGAAGAAUGCACGUGAUCUGUUAGAGCAGAUAAUUUAGUAACAAUUUGUUCUUAUUUAUUCAAACACUAAGAAGAUGGCUUUGACCAUGAUGAGCAGAAACCUUAGCUGGCCAACAUUCGGUGCCAUGUUGGAACCCAGGUACUCGUCGUCGGGAUCCACCACUGCUUCGCGUCUCCUGGAGGCCACCACCUCCAACCACCAUCGGCAUGUGCAUGACCAUCUCGACACUGCCGUGGAUUUAAGUCGGAAGGCAUCAAUCACUUCGGUGGAUGUACCGUCCUCGGCAGAGGCUAUGGAGGCGGACGAGAGCGAAGACGAUGCCCCAUUGGAUCUCAAGGUGCGUCCGGACUCGAGUUCCAAGUCCAGAAUGCCAGCCUAUCCGACCUUGGCUAUGCCUGGCCCCCAACAACGAGCUGAGCUCCUUCGCAUUGCGGAGCUCUAUACCUCAGGAUCCACGGCCAUGACGGGGGUCCCGCCCUCGUCGAGAGAGAGUAGUCAAGAGCGAGAUACGGACUUGUGUCAGUUUUGUGGUUCGGACACUACGAGUCCUGAUUUUGACUCGGCUGACCAUAAGGAAGGCGUCUGCAAUCGAGGUUCCAUCGCUUGUCCCCUGUGUGCGAAGACGUUCACGCUCUACAGUCAAUACGAGGCUCACAAGAAGACCCAUCAAAAGAUGAAACAAAGGCAAUAUCCAUGCCAGACAUGUGGCAAGAUUUUCACAUCUGCUAGCAAUCGCAACAUGCACCAAAGGAUCCAUAAGGGUGUUCGACCUUUCCAGUGCACACCUUGUGGGGUCUUCUUCCGCCAAAAAGCCCAUCUUCAAAAGCAUCAGAAGACCCAAGGACACAUUCAAGCCACUGACAUCUACGAGAAAAAGAAGCGCGAUGGUCUCAUCACUGAGAUUCCUACCUACCAAGACGAUGACUCAUCUCAUCAAACUCAACUGAGUAAGCGGGAAUUGGAUGAGGAAGACGACGCUGAGGAGAGCAUUCAAUCAGAGGAUAAUGAGCCCAUGGCUGAUUCGACCCAAUCCGUGACCCCACCGGCUGCCGACUCCUCGCACGAAGAGAAGAACUUCAACUCUUCCGCAGCCUCCACCACCUCCUCUGUGUCCUCGUUCAAUGGAGCCAAUCACUCCCGGGCCAAGGCCAGCCCCAAACGAAAGCAAUCCCGCCCUCAGUAUCUUCAGACCAAGGCCGAGGAGGUGGAAGAAUCCGCCCAAGAGCCGGAAGCCACAAGCUUGGAGGAGGACAAGAUCGGAUCGUUCAUCGAUUACAACGAUAUCACUCAUGGGUACGAUUGCCGCCAGUGUAUGUUCUCUAGUCAUGAGCUCUCGGUGCUGAAAGACCACGUGAAAGAGGAACAUUUGAACCAGGAAAGCCAGGCAUUCCAAUGCAACGAAUGUUGCAUUACCUUCAACCGCGAAUUCAACUUAAGGAUUCAUACCAGGCAGCACGAUUCUGGCAAUGAUCUCCUUCCUUGUGAUCAUUGCAACGAAGUGUGGCGUUCACCCAAUAAGCUGCUCAAGCACAUGGAACUCAGUCACUUGAUCUGUGCUCGAUGUGGGAGCCAGUAUGAUGAGCGUUCGCAGUUGGAACAACAUCUCGAGGAAGAGCAUGAGGAUGCUAUCAAGAAAGGGUUCCACAAUAACCUCGCCCAAUUCAGUCAACUCAACCACCUGGCCACCGUCAGUCUCAAAUCCCCUCCGAUUCCCACCAACGUGGUGGCUUCAGCCGAGAACAGGGCUGCUAAAAUGCGAAAAGUGGACAGCCUCGCCGACUCCAUUCGACAGAAACAACUCCUUCAAACCUUGCAUGCGACCUCAAGCCUCAAUGGCAAUGACGUGUACAAAUCUCCCGCCUCCCCUCACCAUCCCAGUCCCAACCUCAUGCUCACCAGCCCUGGGAGUCGGAGACGCAAGAACGACAUGCAGACGGUCCGUGCUCUAUUGGCAAAGAACCCAGAGCCGCUGUAUUACGGCUCUUUGAAUCAAAAUGACAGGAAUGACAAUAACCCCUUCCAUCCCCAUCAUCAUGCCAAGAGCAUGGUUCAAGAUUUGUUGCGGAAGAGCGAAAACAACAAUAUCCUCUCGAGCAAGAGCUUCUCAAAAUUGCCGCCCAGUAUUCAACUUCCGACCCAACCCGUUUCGGGGCUGACGCCGCCUUCGUCGCCACCCUUGCCGCCCCCGCCGCCGCCGCCGUUGGCAGUCCUACCACCUCAUUCUUCCGCAGACCACAACAGGCCUGAGGCCCAUCCGCAUCUUAAUAGGCGACAUACCAGUCUCCACCAUCGCCUCCAUCCUGCUCCUCCUGCUCCUGCUCCUGCUCCUCAUCAUCACCACCACAUCCACCACCACGAAGCGUUGCACCAUCCUCAGCCACAUCAUAUUCGCGGGGAGGUGAGUGUUACCAUAGUGCCUCCUCUUGGUGUGGCUUCUGAUGAUUCCGAUCCGGAAGAGAAUGGGCUCGAUCUCUCGAUUGGCAACAGGGAGCGCAGGCACAAAGCCGACAGCAUUAGCGUGGAUGUGGAAGAAGAGGAUGACGAUGAGGACGACGAGGAUGAAAAUCAGGUCUCUACCACCGCCCGAGAUGAGGCUGACUUCCGUGGGCGUCUACCUCUUGCUCCUGCCUUUCCCCCGGGAAUGCCCUUUCCUUUCUUCGGGGGUCUACUCCCACCCGUUCCACCCGGCACGGAUCCGGCUUUGGCCGAACAUCUGAUGAAACUUUCGGGUCUGCCCCGACCCUCUGUUCUGUCUGGCCCCGCCCCCAAUGAUCUGGUCAAACCUCCCCCGUCUAGUCUAUCCCACCACUACUCCGUACUCUCAGCCAUGCUUGGCCAGCCGGGUCCACCCCCUUCUGCCUACCAAUCUGUGUUCCCUGGUAUGACACCCAGUAUUUUCCCAGGUCAAAAUGGACCCAUCUCGUCGUCCACACCUACUUCAAGCAAGCACGAGCCCAAAGACUUGGGUCCAAAUCUUGACUCCAAGCCCUUCCAUUGCAACUUUUGUCGCAAGGAAUUUAGUCACCUUAGCAGCCUCGAGUCUCAUAUCGAGCACAUGCACCACGGCGAGUCGAAGCAUAUCUGCAACACAUGCGGCAAGAAUUUUUCUUCCAAAUCCAAUCUGACUGCCCAUAAGAAAAUUCAUUCAGGUGAACGCCCAUUCGAAUGUGGAAUCUGUCACAAACGCUUCCGCCAAAAGGCCCAUCUCCAAAAACAUGAGACCACGCACAGUUCUGCAACACCCUACAAAUGCACCGUGUGCGACAAAGCCUUUGGUCACAUCUCCAACCUAAAUACUCAUUUGGCAACUCAUUCCAACAUUCGGCCUCAUCAGUGCGGAGAGUGCGGUAAGUCUUACAAGGAUUCAGCCAGUUACAAGCGACACAUGCUUAGUCAUCAUGGUUUGGGUGACAGUGCCGAGACCUCGCACAGUGAGCGCACCGAUCACGACCAAGAUCAUGACUUUGCCGAGGACGACGACGACGACGAGGAUGACGAAGGCAAUGAGACCUCGACCUCCGUUGACACCAGUGGAUGCCACGACUCGUCCGCCUUGACCCAUCAUUCCUCGGGCUUGGGUGGGGGUGAAGCCUCGAGUUCAGCUUAUUCGAGUUUCGAGAGCCAGGAGGCCCAGGAGGCCCAGGAGGCGCAUUUGGAUCAAUCCUCGGAGAUCGAGGUCGGCAGUGAGGCUUUGGAGAAAAAGAUGGACGAGGAGCACCGCCGCUCCCCGCCACCCAUGAUGCACCCGAAAAAGAAAGGGUUGAAACGUUCCAUCAGCUGAUGAAUUUGUGAUACUACUGAUACUACUACUACUCCUCCUCCUACUGUUCCUCCCACUACUUGUACUUUUAUGACGAAUCCUACUUCUCCAGCAACAACAACAAAUGCUUCUUCGCGUUUGGUGAUGAUGAUGAUUAAUUCUCCUACCACGUACUAGUAGAUGCAUGCGGACACCAAACAAAAGGACUAUGACAUUUGGAAAGAAUUCCACCACCGGGAGUAGAAAGUGCAGUGGAUGAUGAGUGAGUGAAAACAGAGAAAACUCGAACGGAACUUUCUUUCAACUUUCAACAAGCUGUCGACGAUGCGUACGUCUCAGAACUAGAGUAAUUUGAAGUACUCCCCAGCUGUGAACCCGCUUGCACCAAACCAACAACCAGAGUGGUUGCAGAACAUCAUCGCCAUCAUCGCCAUUGCCGCUGUCGCUGCUUGCACCACCGCCACAACCAUCUUGGCCACUCCGCAAAGCAAUGCUGGACAGAUCCUGCGUGACUCCCACCACCUCGUCCUCGUCUUUCUCCCCCAUGAAAUCAACGACGCUUUAAGCGGAUUCUAACCACCGCCAAUUGAAAUGAAACGACGAACCACCAUCAAAUAGAAAGAACAAGCCGACGGACAGCAGUCAAGUGGUGAAAAUGAGAAGAAAAUCCUGUGAUGGUGCAGUUUCUCUCUUUCUCUCUCCGUGAACGAACGUGGUGAAAGUGCCUCAACGUCCUGCUUAUCCUGCUUAUCCUCUCUCCUCUUCUCCUCUUCUCCUUGCCCUUGCCCUUCUCCUUAUCCAGCUCCUGUUUGUCCUGAUCCUUGUUCCUUCUCCACCCAUGAUGAUGAUGAUAAUGAUGAAGGAAGUUCCUUAUGUCUGCACGCAUUUCCAACCCUCAAGUCGCAUACAAAUGUUACGUUUAUUGUAUAGUAUAUAUUAUUCUACGUCAAUUCCAACAACUGAUCUGGUGGCAUUCAAUACUAGUGUAAUACUGUGUAUCAUGACAAAACACACACACACACACGCACACACAA
This is a messenger RNA of Tigriopus californicus, 5091 nucleotides long. RefSeq lists its product as uncharacterized. Bases 371 to 4078 code for a protein of 1235 amino acids. The record is from RefSeq and is a predicted model, not a curated record. The transcript is spliced from 7 exons. Gene Ontology annotation, cellular component: nucleus. Gene Ontology annotation, biological process: regulation of transcription by RNA polymerase II. Lineage: Eukaryota; Metazoa; Arthropoda; Copepoda; Harpacticoida; Harpacticidae. Gene Ontology annotation, molecular function: RNA polymerase II transcription regulatory region sequence-specific DNA binding; DNA-binding transcription factor activity, RNA polymerase II-specific.